CUUUGGUCAGUUGCGACCGUCCUUUUUUCGUUUGGAGAGAUGGUGUGGACGCUCUGUCUUGUCUUGUUCCUGCGCCUAACACAUUCCAGCCGAGUGACAGGGCAUGACCACGGAACGUUAGAGGUGGAGAAGAAAACGGGCAAAAUGCUCCAGAUAGAUGCUUCAUUAGGUGAUAGCCUCGGUGCACAUGACAUCAUCCAGAUGCGCGGCAGUUCAGAUGGCUGCAUGUAUGAAGGUCGUGAAAGAAUGGGCUGUCACGCAGAAUGUGGUUGUGCUUGGUAUGAGCAGUGCUAUCCCAAGUUCGUCAUCGUCAAGGAAGACCACUCGGAUAAAGCCGUGAAGGCGAAGUCCAAAGUCAAUGUUGGAGUUUGUGAUCUUGCCAUGCCAGUGCUGGCCAUUGCGUCUGUGCUUCUGUUUGUGGUGCUUAUUGGCCUGGUUGUUUCUGCUCGCAUGUACCUGACCAAGGAUGCUCCUCCACUUGACCGAGCUCUUCCUUCAAAUGCAAGCUUAAGCGAACCAAAGGCGGAACGUGUGCCGGAGAAGCGCAUCAACGAUGGCAGCAACUUCCAGGCUCGUCCGGAUAGUCCACCUGCUGAAGCUGCCGCGCCAGAUACAGAAGGAGACACCGUCACUGAAGCUACACGUGAUUAGAGCACAAAAAUUGCAUUUGCGCACUGGAGACACCCCUGUCAGUUGCAAAAA
Cladocopium goreaui is the source of this 702-nucleotide messenger RNA. Lineage: Eukaryota; Dinophyceae; Suessiales; Symbiodiniaceae. The record is from the annotation of a GenBank genome assembly.